Gadus morhua (Atlantic cod) is the source of this 5856-nucleotide messenger RNA. RefSeq names its product ATPase plasma membrane Ca2+ transporting 3a (gene atp2b3a). Gene Ontology annotation, cellular component: intracellular membrane-bounded organelle; plasma membrane. Gene Ontology annotation, molecular function: ATP binding; P-type calcium transporter activity; ATP hydrolysis activity. The transcript has 23 exons. NCBI's taxonomy places the organism in Eukaryota, Metazoa, Chordata, Actinopteri, Gadiformes, Gadidae. Gene Ontology annotation, biological process: calcium ion transmembrane transport; regulation of cytosolic calcium ion concentration. Bases 958 to 4863 code for a protein of 1301 amino acids. The record is from RefSeq and is a predicted model, not a curated record.
GCAGCAUCUUUUUUUUUGCUAAGCAUGUAGACUCAUAAUUUGAGCACACCUUUUCCUCAGGGUAUGAUCUGUUGAUAAUGUCUGUGCUGCUUUGACGGGGCGAAAACAUUGCAAUAAAUUAAAACAAAAUCGGCGAAUGUUGUGACAAAAAAAAAACAAGAGGAAGAGAGGGUAGAUGUAGGCUACAGGAGGAUGCCUGCUGCCGCCGGGUCUACAAUAACCCUAUCAUCAUCUUAUGCAAACACAUCCACAUCUGGCCGGGCUGUUUUGCUUCCGCAUUAGAGGAAUCCCAAAGUCAGUGUCUCUAGCCUGUUCAUUGUGGCCACAACAGAUGGGACCUCGCUCGCUUGUCCGCCUCACAAACACGCAAAUACUCACGUUUUUUUUUGUGUUGUUGCUAUCGGAUGUGAGCGGAAUUUAAAGGCAAGCCAGGCUGGUUAUAAUAUCCCACGUCUGUCCUUGGACGGCUUCUAGAUGUUUCCAUCUUCAUUGAACAUCCUUCCCUCUCCAGUCCUUCCUAUGAAGGUCCACCAUUUAACUGUUCCCCAUGGAACGGUUUGAUCUCCUCACAGAACCACACAGAAGACACAUUAGAUCAUAUUUAGUACAAAGAUACAAUUUAUUAGACGUAAAUGUGCAAGCAAAAGUGUCUUUCACACUUUGAUAUCUCGUCAGUGACUCGUAGGAAACACAAAGUCCCCCGUCGGCCGCGGAUGUUCUCCCAUCGUCCGUCCCUGCCGACCACAGCGAGGGCCUGAGGGAAGAUGCUCCCGGAGUCGGCUCGCGGCGGAGACCCCAAGACAGACAGGCAGUGGAAGCCCCAGCGUUAGGGAGCCUUAGAAGAUACAUCUGACCCCCCCACAGGUUCCACCACACACAUCAGGCUCCUCUCCACCCCGACAGGGACCCCUUCAGAGGGAUAAAGACAGUCAACCCCCCCCCCCCCCCUCAUUGACCAUGGCCGCCGUGACGAGCCCGGUGGACCCCGGCGUCGAGGUGAACCACGCUGGGGACUUCGGGGCGACCCUGGAGGACCUCCGGGACCUCAUGGAGCUGCGGGGGCCCGAGGCCCUGCAGAAGAUCCAGGAGAUGUACACGGACACAGAGAGCCUCUGCCGCCGCCUGAAGACCUCCCCUACGGACGGUCUCUCGGACAACGUGGCGGACCUAGAGAAGCGCACCGCGGUGUUCGGCCAGAACUUCAUCCCCCCAAAGAAGCCCAAGACCUUCCUGCAGCUGGUGUGGGAGGCCCUUCAGGACGUCACCCUCAUCAUCCUGGAGAUCGCCGCCAUCAUCUCUCUGGGCCUCUCCUUCUACCAGGCCCCCGGCGAGGAGACUGAGGCGUGCGGGAACAUGGCGGCGGGAGGUGAGGACGAGGGCGAGGCGGAGGCGGGCUGGAUCGAGGGCGCGGCCAUCCUGCUGUCGGUAGUGUGCGUUGUCCUGGUGACGGCCUUCAACGACUGGUCCAAGGAGAAGCAGUUCCGCGGGCUGCAGAGUCGCAUCGAGCUGGAGCAGCGCUUCGCCGUGGUCCGCAACGGCACCGUCAUCCAGAUCCCCGUGGCCGACAUCGUGGUGGGGGACGUGGCCCAGGUCAAGUACGGUGACCUCCUGCCGGCCGACGGUAUUCUGAUCCAGGGUAACGACAUGAAGCUGGACGAGAGCUCCCUGACCGGCGAGUCCGACCACGUCAGCAAGUCUGCCGACAAGGACCCCAUGUUGUUGUCCGGCACCCACGUGAUGGAGGGCUCGGGGAAGAUGCUGGUGACGGCGGUGGGGGUCAACUCCCAGACGGGUAUCAUCUUCACCCUGCUGGGGGCUGGGGACCCCGAAGAGGACCGCAAGGACAAGAAAGAGUCUAACCCCCCCCCACGGGCCCCCGAUGCGGAGGCAGAGCCCUGCCACGCCACUAAUGGGAAACCAGACAGCACACUGGAGACCAAUCAAACCAAAGCCAAGAAGCAGGAUGAGGCGGUUGCCAUGGAGAUGCAGCCGCUGAAGAGUGCCGAGGGAGGGGAGGUGGAGGAGAAGGAGAAGAAGAAGAGCAGCGUGCCCAAGAAGGAGAAGUCGGUGCUGCAGGGCAAGCUGACUAAAAUGGCGGUGGAAAUCGGGAAGGCAGGUCUGUUCAUGUCGGCCACCACCGUCAUCAUCCUGGUGGUUCUGUUCGUGAUCGAGACCUUCGUGAUCCAGGGCCAUGUCUGGAUGGCAGAGUGCACGCCUGUUUACGUCCAGUACUUCGUCAAGUUCUUCAUCAUCGGAGUGACCGUGCUGGUGGUCGCUGUUCCCGAAGGUUUACCGCUGGCUGUAACAAUCUCCCUGGCUUACUCAGUCAAGAAAAUGAUGAAGGACAACAACCUGGUACGGCACCUGGACGCCUGCGAGACCAUGGGCAACGCCACGGCCAUCUGCUCGGACAAGACGGGCACGCUGACCACCAACCGCAUGACGGCCGUGCAGCUCUACGUCUGCGACCACCACUUCCCCACCAUCCCCGAGCCAGAGCAGGUCCACGCCAAGGCACUGGAGCUGCUGGUGGCCUCCAUCUCCGUCAACAGCGCCUACACCUCCAAGAUCAUGCCCCCGGAUCAGGAGGGGGGGCUGCCCAAGCAGGUGGGCAACAAGACGGAGUGUGCCCUGCUGGGGCUGGUGCUCAGCCUGAAGCGCGACUACGUCCCCAUCCGGGAGCAGAUCCCCGAGGAGAAGCUCUACAAGGUGUUCACCUUCAACUCCGUCCGCAAGUCCAUGAGCACGGUGGUGCAGCUUCCCGACCGCUCCUUCCGCCUGUACAGCAAGGGCGCCUCCGAGAUCCUGCUUAAGAAGUGCUCCACAAUCAUGGACGCCGCCGGGGAGCUGAGGAACUUCAAGCGCGCCGACCGGGAUAAGAUGGUGAAGAAGGUGAUCGAGCCGAUGGCGUGCGAGGGCCUGCGGACCAUCUGCGUGGCGUUCCGCGACCUCCCCGCGACCCCCGAGCCCGACUGGGAGGACGAGGCCGACAUCCUGACCAACCUGUCCUGCAUCGGUGUGGUCGGCAUCGAGGACCCCGUCCGCCCCGAGGUCCCGGAUGCCAUCAAGAUGUGCCAGCGCGCUGGGAUCACCGUGCGCAUGGUUACCGGCGACAACAUCAACACGGCGCGCGCCAUCGCCGGCAAGUGCGGCAUCAUCCAACCGGGUGACGACUUCCUGUGCAUGGAGGGCAAGGACUUCAACCGGCGAAUCAGGAACGAGAAGGGCGAGAUCGAGCAGGAGCGCAUCGACAAGAUCUGGCCCAAACUGCGGGUCCUGGCACGUUCCUCGCCCUCCGACAAAUACAUCCUGGUGAAAGGUAUCAUAGAGAGCACGGCGCUGGAGCAGCGGCAGGUGGUGGCCGUGACCGGGGACGGCACCAACGACGGGCCCGCCCUGAAGAAGGCCGACGUGGGCUUCGCCAUGGGCAUCGCUGGCACCGACGUGGCAAAGGAGGCCUCUGACAUCAUCCUGACAGACGACAACUUCUCCAGCAUCGUGAAGGCGGUGAUGUGGGGCAGGAACGUCUACGACAGCAUCUCCAAGUUCCUGCAGUUCCAGCUCACCGUCAACAUCGUGGCCGUCAUCGUGGCCUUCUGCGGGGCCUGCAUCACCCAGGACUCCCCGCUGAAGGCGGUGCAGAUGCUGUGGGUCAACCUCAUCAUGGACACCUUCGCCUCGCUGGCCCUGGCCACGGAGCCGCCCACAGAGUCCCUGCUGCUGAGGAAGCCCUACGGACGUAACAACCCCCUGAUCUCCAGAACCAUGCUGAAGAACAUCCUGGGUCACAGCGCCUACCAGCUGGUCAUCAUCUUCACCCUGCUGUUCGCAGGCGAGAAGAUCUUCAACAUCGACAGUGGCCGCAACGCCCCGCUGCACUCGGCCCCGUCCGAGCACUACACAGUCAUCUUCAACACCUUCGUGCUCAUGCAGCUCUUCAACGAGAUCAACGCCCGCAAGAUCCACGGAGAGAGGAACGUGUUCGACGGCAUCUUCGCCAACCCCAUCUUCUGCUCCAUCGUCCUGGGCACCUUCGUGGUGCAGAUCGUGAUCGUUCAGUUUGGAGGGAAACCGUUCAGCUGUGCCCCGCUCAACGUGGAGCAGUGGUUCUGGUGCCUCUUCAUCGGGCUGGGGGAACUCCUGUGGGGACAGGUGGUGACCUCUGUACCAACCAGCCACUUCAAAUGCCUGAAGGAGGCGGGACCCGGCACGGGCGCCGACCACAACGAGGACGAGGACAUGGCGGACGACGAGGACGAGAUCGACCACGCAGAGCGGGAGCUGAGGCGCGGACAGAUCCUGUGGUUCAGGGGCCUCAACCGCAUCCAGACCCAGAUGGAGGUAGUGAGCAACUUCAAGCGGAGCGGCUCCUUCCAGGGUGCCAUGCGUCGCCGUUCCUCCGUGCUCAGCCAGCUCCAUGACAUGCGAGUGGUGAAAGCGUUCCGCAGCUCGCAGUAUAAUGACGUCAGGAAGCCCCAAUCCAGGAACUCGAUCCACGACUUCAUGCAACCCCCCGAAUGUCUCCCCAACGAAUCGGACCGCAGCAUUCACUCGAUCGACGAGACGGACGAAGACUCGGCCAGCUCUUCCAGCAGAAACCCCGUCGGCUCCUCCCCCGCCCCCGUCGGCUCCUCCCCCGACCCCGUCGGCUCCUCCCCCGACCCCGCGCUCACCCCGACCUCGCCCCGGCCCAAGCCUCCCCCCCGCCCCCGCCGCAGCUCUCGGCCCAACACCCGCCAGCAGAGCCUGCCCGCCGUCCUCAACUGCAACAACAACAACGGCAGCGCCGAGGCCGCGGCCGCCACCCGCCACGCCCCCAACGCCGCCCGCCCCCGCCCCCCCAGCGCUGAGACGUGGUUGUAACUCCAGCGCUGAACCCGGGCUCAAAACGGCGUUCACCGCGACCCCCUCCCCCGCUCCCAGUCUGCGGUGGGACGUGAACCAGACAAUGGUGGGAGAAAAAUGCGGGGGAGGGGGGAAGGAGGGUGAGGGGAGGGCAUUACUCCGAGUGUUACUCUGAAGGACUUUAGUACGACGGAUAAUCAAUGGAUCUGCUUUAAUGUUGCCCCCCCUCCCCCCUCCAUCCAUACUGUCUGCUUCAGAACACCUUCAUACCCUGCCAAAAAAAAGGAUGCGUAAUUGGAUAACAAUAAGUCCUGUCCUAACCGCUAUGUUGACACUUUAAACUAUAUAUCUAAGCAUGCAAUAGACGAGGGUUGGAUGUGAGUGAAGAAUGAAGUGGAACUAAUAAGGUUGGCACGGAGACAGAAAGACUUACCCAGGAAUCUUCACGAGAUUCCAUUAUUCUGCUUUUUAAAAAGUAUAACUGUUCCAAUUAUUAACAUUAUUACUACUGCGAUGAAUAUGUUUAAUACCAUAAUUAUUAUAAUCCAGCUAACAAUGCUUCAUGUGUGUAUGUGUGUGCGUGUAUGUAGGUAUGUAUGAAUAUAUAUGUCUGUCUAUUCACUUAAGAGCUGUAUUUGUCUAUAUAUACAUAUAUAUAUUUAUUUAUUUAUUUGAUUUUAUAUACUCCUUCUGGUCAUGUCCCUGUUUCCCAUUUAUGUGUCUACGUGUAUUGUGUCUGAAAAAAAAAAAAAGGAAUACUUACAUAAUCAAGAUGAAAUUAUUAACACGUAUGGCAACUCCGAGGUGAAAUAUUAGCAGAAUAGUACAUAUAUUAUACACAACGCCGAGCAAUGAAAAAACAUUUGCUGAUAAUUUGAAUUUUCAUGUAGAUAUAUCUACCCUAGAAUACAGAAAUUCGUUUGGACACUAAGUGGUGGAAAUAACCGAAGUGAGUAUUCAGAUCAUUAAAAAUGUGUGUAAAGAUUAAAGAAUUUAUUUAAAUAAUUUUUA